Messenger RNA from Pistacia vera, 778 nucleotides. Its product is annotated as LYR motif-containing protein 2. Gene Ontology annotation, cellular component: mitochondrion. The transcript is spliced from 3 exons. The coding region runs from base 115 to 363 and encodes 82 amino acids. The record is from RefSeq and is a predicted model, not a curated record. Lineage: Eukaryota; Viridiplantae; Streptophyta; Magnoliopsida; Sapindales; Anacardiaceae.
UUAAGUAAUAUUCCUGUCCAACUCAACUGCAGCUCUGAAGGUGAAACGACAGAGUUUUCUUCUUACGCCAUUUUACACUUCCAAGCCUCGAUUGAUCUCCGUUCAGCCCAAGUUAUGGUUCUCUCCUUUGAUUUGAAGGAUUUUAUUAUCCGUGCUCGAGUGCUGAAGUUGUACAGACAAGCUCUAAGGACGGCUCGAAGAGCCCCGGAACAAGCUGGAGCUGAAUUGAGGCAGACGAUGAGAGAAGAGAUGGAGAAACAUCGUGACUGCAACGACAAACAGAAGAUUCGUUACUUGAUUAGUGAAGGUUUAGAGAGAUUAAAACGUCUGAAUGAGAUGCUUGACAUGCAGGGUCACUCUUAGAAACUGCAUUUGGAACGUCCAAGGACAUGAAACUAAUGGAAUAUUGAGACAAAUGACAAUGCAAGCUACAAAGAUGGAAGUUCUGUUUUUUGCACUUUUUGUAGUUUUAGUCUCUGUAUCUUUCAUUGGAGCCGGUUUUUGCCAUUCUAAACUGUGGAAAUAUUUAGCAAUUUUCACUUUUUGUUACGGAUUAAGAAUUUGUUUAUUGUUAUGAUUUAUAUUAUAUCCACUCUGCUAAACUGCCCUCAUACCUUGUUCUGUUAUGAUGGCUGUAGUAACUGCAGGCAUUUGAUCCCAAAUAUCGUUGUUACUUUUCAUUUUAGUCAUGCGAGAAUGGGAUUAAAUUACAUGUGAGACCAAUGAGAACAAAAUUGGAAUAAGCCCGCUUUCAAAAUUGGGGAAAGGACAAGCUCCA